AUGUCUGUGCUUUCAUUUGAGACACUCAGCUUGAAAGAUGAUGACUGUCUAUCCCCAGUACGACCAACAGAUUUGGACGACGUGUUUGACAGAGACCUGGAGUCAGAUGACCAAGAGCAGACCAAGAAGGACAAGAAGAGGGAGAUGUCUGUGGCAGAGGUGUAUAUGCAGGCAUGCAAACUGGUGGGCGUAGUUCCCGUCUCUUACUUUAUCCGAAACCUGGACUCUUCAACCAUGACACUCAGCCACCAUGGGCUUGGAUCACUGGGGUGCAAAGCACUCGCCAUUGCAUUAGUGACUGAUAUGCACAUUAACACCCUGGAAGUGGCAGACAAUAACAUUCAAGCUGAAGGAGCCAAAUACCUGGUGGAAAUGUUGAGGGCUAAUUUCACUAUUCAGCAUCUGGAUUUGUCUAACAACCAUUUGAAGACUGCUGGAGCUGAGCAUGUGACUAAAAUGUUGCUGGAAAAUAAUUCCCUAAAAUCCAUCAAACUUUCAGGAAAUGGAUUCACAGAUGACGAUGCAAAAUAUUUUGCAGAUUCCUUGUCAUCCAACUCAAGGAUAAAGGAACUGGACUUGAGCCACAAUGGGUUUUGUGGAAGGGGAGGGGAGCAUUUAGGACAGCUUCUUGCAAACAAUGAAAGCUUAGAGGUGCUGGACCUCAGCUGGAAUCAUCUUAGAAUGAAAGGGUCUGUUGCCUUUAGCGCUGGACUGAAGGUGAAUAUAAUGUUAAAACACCUGGACUUAUCGUGGAACGGUUUUGGAAACGAGGGAGCAUUGGCCAUGGGAGAGGCCCUCAAAUUCAACAGCACUCUGGUGCAUCUCAACCUCAACAACAACCGCCUCACAAAUGAGGGGGUCAGCAUGCUGUGCAGGGGUCUUGAAUACAAUGACACGCUUCGGGUACUGCUGUUGGCUUAUAAUUCUUUAACAGUAGAGGGUGCAUUGGCCCUGGUCAAUGUGGUGAAGAAGACCCCUAAAACUGCCCUGGAAGAGAUCAAUAUUUGUAAUGUACAGGUUGAUGAGAACUUUGUGAAUCUGUUGGAGUUAACGUGUCAGGAGCACCCCGGUCUGGAUGUGCAGUAUGGAGGUGUGGGAGGCUCCAUCUCUAAGAAGCCACCAAAACAAAUUGAUCCAAUGAAGGUCAUCCAGGAUUAUCUUGAUAACCGCAAGUUGCGCCUGUGGGAUUUCUUUCGGAAUAUUGACAAAGAUGGCACCAUGCGAGUCCCUGUUGCUGACUUCAGGAGGGCGGUUCAGCAAUCGAGCAUUCCUUUGGAUCGAUACCAGAUUGAGGAGCUUAUUCGGAGACUUGAUCGGGACAGGACCGGAAUCGUGGAUUACAGGCGAGUAUUUCCCAUGGGACUGGCGGAUACCAGAAAACAAAUGAUGAGAAACCAACGUCGCCAGCUUAGGAAGGUUGAGUCCCGCCAGAAGAAAGAGAAGCAGAAGAGUGAUCGCAUCCUGAAAACCUUCCAGAGUGCUGUGGAGGCGGUCACACCGCGCAGCUCCAUGGUUAUUUCUCCAGGAGCAGCCAGAGAGGAGAUGGGUGGCCUUCAACCAUUUUCAGCCACCCCCCUCAGCUCUUGGCAUCACAUUGUCAUGUCGAAUAGCAGCCGUUACUCUGUCUCUAACCUGAGCAAUGAGCAUGUCCACCUGCCUGUGAUAGGAGGCAUCUCACCUUAUCGUCCCACAAGUUCCCCGGCAAUGCGCUCCUACUCACAACCCAACCUGAUGGCUGACUCUCCUCUCUCUAUGCCAAGCAAGCCUAUCUCUGCUCAGGGAGUUUGCUCUGAUCCAGAGAUGGCCCACAGAAAACUUAGUCCCACUACUGACAGCCUGACCAGGUCCAGACCUGCUCUCAAUGCCAAGCAGCCAGAGGUUCAAGUCAGUACGAAGAAAGUAAAGAAAAAGAAAGCAAAAAAACGCACAAAUAAAGACUCAAAGGAUCCAAGAAAAAUGGUCAAGUAACGUCAAAACCUGACAUAUAGAAUUUUUGGGGGUUUUUGCUAUGUAAAAUUAUUGUUAUACAUCCGUUGUUUUUAUCAAAAACAAUGAUGUAAAUUAUUCAUUUGGAUUCUUUUAUUCAUUUGGAUUCUUCGUAUCCGCCCUGCUUUAAUAAAGUUUGU
Molecule: messenger RNA, 2126 nt
Organism: Menidia menidia (Atlantic silverside)
Lineage: Eukaryota; Metazoa; Chordata; Actinopteri; Atheriniformes; Atherinopsidae
Source: the annotation of a GenBank genome assembly